Messenger RNA from Blastomyces gilchristii SLH14081, 1075 nucleotides. RefSeq lists its product as uncharacterized. The record is from RefSeq and is a predicted model, not a curated record. Bases 156 to 689 code for a protein of 177 amino acids. The transcript is spliced from 2 exons. NCBI's taxonomy places the organism in Eukaryota, Fungi, Ascomycota, Eurotiomycetes, Onygenales, Ajellomycetaceae.
GCGAAAUUGGGGUGGAGGUAAUUGAACAUAUAAGGAGCUGCCGCGUCCAUCCGGACAGCUGGGCGAAUAGAGAAUGAAUUAGCAAAGCCUAAGUCACAUAUAUACGCAGGCAUUUUUAAUUUGUAAAUAAACCCUCAGAAAUACCAUUCGCAAUCAUGUCCGGAAUCGAGGAUACCUGGAACACAGCUCGCCGCGCACAGCAGGCAGCAUCACAGAACAACCCGUUACAGCCCACUCAGGGCACACAGGAGGGCGACAUACAGGGCAUGCAGGGCUCCCAGGGAAUUGGCCAGGGCAAUAUGCCCCCCUCUAGCACCUACGGCGCGCAGCCCACUGAGGGCUACGGUGCCGCUGGUCAACAAUACGGCCAGCCCACAAUGGGCCGUAGCACCCAACCGAUGUCUUCUCAAAUGGGUCAACGCCAGCAGGGAACCCAAGGCUUGGGAGGCCAAGGCAUCCGCGAACAGGGCUUAGGAAGCCAGAACAUCGGGAACCAGGGACUAGGAUCCCAGGAAGCAGAGUCUGAAGGAUGGCAGGGUAAGCCUGCGGAAGGACCAGGGAUGAAACGCGGCUCGCAGUCCUCAGAGGCUUCCGAAUAUAGCCAGGCAUCCCAGGAAGAACACGGUGACAAGUCAGGCGGCGGUGGUCUCCUCCGGAAAGCCAAGGAUAAGUUGUCUGGCGUCCGCUAAGUUGGAAUCUGGCGAACUGGGAGGUGGAUUGGAUAAGCUAGAAGUAAAAAGUACUUGCAAAUUGGAUAGUGGAGGUAUGGAUUUCAUUGUUGGAUAUUUGUUAGUCCCUUUUGCAUGUCAAUUAUAGUCAGUAAUAGUGUGACGCAAAAUUGCUCACCCGAAAAGCAAUAAAAAUAAAAAAACUCUGCCAGUGACGGCAAAAAUGUGAGCAAACAUGUUUUAAAAUGUUGAAAAUGUUCGUUCGUCUUGUAGGUACAUUGACAUAAUUUAGACAGGUAGGAUAUAUACGAUAGUGCCCAAAUAUCUAUUUAUAUAUACAAAAAAGAAAAUACGACGCGGAUUUAUUCGUUCGACCACUCAGGCUUCUUCUUCUCGGCGAAUGCGGU